Molecule: messenger RNA, 487 nt
Organism: Drosophila arizonae
Lineage: Eukaryota; Metazoa; Arthropoda; Insecta; Diptera; Drosophilidae
Product: larval cuticle protein 2-like
Cellular component (GO): chitin-based extracellular matrix
Molecular function (GO): structural constituent of chitin-based larval cuticle
Source: RefSeq, a predicted model, not a curated record
UGAGUACUCCAAAGGAUGCCGAGGAUAACCAGUGAUAAAACUGAAUUCAAUUCCUUUCAGGUGUUGAUCUGCGCUGUUAUCGGCAUGGCCGCCGCCGUGGGAAUCGUAGUCAGCGAUGAGUCGAAGGCCGAAGUGCUAAGCCGCAAGGAGGAUGUGCGCCCGGAUGGAUUUGAAGCCUUGUUGGAGACCAGCAACUCCAUCAUUCGAAAGGAGAGCGGCGAUGAGAAGGGCAAUAUCCAGGGCGUSUUCAGCUGGGUCUCCCCCGAGGGCGAGAAGAUCGAAGUGAGCUAUGUGGCCGAUGAGAACGGAUACCAGCCCAAGAGCGAUUCUCUGCCCACUCCUCCCCCAAUCCCAGAUGAAAUCGAGCGGGCUCUGAAAUGGAUUGCUGCCAACCCACCCGCCCCUGACAGCAAGAACUAAGGCUGCCAAAAACAAACUGGUUGAUUUGAUCCUAUAACAGACAUAUAUCUCGAAUAAUAUUAGAAUA